Molecule: messenger RNA, 1644 nt
Organism: Lasiodiplodia theobromae
Lineage: Eukaryota; Fungi; Ascomycota; Dothideomycetes; Botryosphaeriales; Botryosphaeriaceae
Exons: 2
Coding region: 1-1644 (547 amino acids)
Biological process (GO): phosphoenolpyruvate transmembrane import into Golgi lumen
Cellular component (GO): endoplasmic reticulum; Golgi apparatus
Molecular function (GO): phosphoenolpyruvate transmembrane transporter activity; antiporter activity
Source: RefSeq, a predicted model, not a curated record
AUGGCAAACGACUCCCACUCCCACAACGAGGGACAUUCCUCGGCUUCUGCGUCCCCGAGCACCUUCAAGUUCCCAGCUUUUCAGCCCGACGUCCUACCCCCAUACCAAGAGACCACUCUCGAUAUUGGCAUUCCCGUGCGCUCGCCGAGCCCGCUAAAAAAUGGCGAAAACGGCUUCCCGCCGGGCGACCGCUGGUAUCCGCGAAAGGACAAGGGAUCUCGCUGGGGCAAUGGAAAUGCCGGCACAGGCACAAGACACGGGCGCCAGAAGAGUUUGAGCGAGGCUAUUAGAACCAUCAAGGGCCGUCGAGGAAGCAUCAGCGCCAACGCGCAUGAAAUCGCCGACGCGCUGAGGGCUCCUGUGUCGGCCAAGCUCAUAGUUCUCUGCGGCAUCUGGUACUCAACAUCCAUCAUGUCCAACACGUCGUCGAAAGCUAUCCUUACGGCUUUCCCCAAACCGGUCACCCUAACGCUCAUACAAUUCGCUUUCGUAUCCUCCUGGUGCAUUGUUCUGGCUUGGCUAGCCACGGUAUUCCCACGUUUGAAGGUCAUGAUCCCGGCAUUGAAAUAUGGCAUUCGGCCUCCAAGUAGGGAUCUCAUCAUGACAACGCUUCCCUUGACCUUGUUCCAAAUUGGUGGACACAUCCUAAGUUCCGAUGCGAUGUCUCGAAUUCCAGUCUCGCUGGUCCACACCAUCAAGGGUCUUUCGCCUCUGUUCACCGUCUUGGCCUACCGCUUCUACUUCAAUAUCCGCUACGCGCCUACUACCUACUUGUCGUUGAUUCCGUUGACCUUUGGCGUCAUCAUGGCCUGCUCCGCGAACUUCUCCGGAAAUUUCAUCGGAUUGAUCAGCGCUUUCGGGAGUGCCCUGCUCUUUGUUACCCAGAACAUUGUGUCGAAGAAGCUAUUCAACGAAGCCGAGCAAGCUGAGCAGGACAACCAACCAAUGAAACGGAGAAAGCCCGAUAAGCUGAAUCUGCUUUGUUACUCCGCUGGCUUGGCUUUUAUCUUCACAGCGCCGAUUUGGUUUUUCGCGGAAGGCAUCGAUAUCUUGGGAGAUUUCUUGUAUGAUGCCUCAAUCGAUCUCAACGUCAGGCCAGGCUCUCUGGACCACGGCCCCCUGGUCCUGGAGUACAUUUUCAACGGAACUUUCCAUUUUGGCCAAAACCUGGUUGCAUUCGUCCUCCUUUCCAUGGUGUCGCCCGUUACCUAUUCGGUCGCCAGCUUGAUCAAACGCGUUUUCGUCAUUGUCUUCGCCAUCAUCUGGUUCGGCAAGCCCGUCACACAUAUCCAGGCACUGGGCUUUGCCCUGACUUUUCUGGGCCUGUACCUAUACGAUCGAACACGCGACAACAAGGCCGACCAAAAGGCCAAGAUGCUGCACUCUGCCAAGCAAGAGUCGCUACUUCCGGUUUCCCUCGAAAAGAUGAAUGACAGGAGCUCCAGCGGCACCCCUGUGGCGCAACACUCGUACACUAAUGGUUUCGCGAAUGGAUUCAAGAAGGAUGAUAAGAAGAAUGAUGACAUAGGACCGGGUAGACCCAGAAGGGAGAGUGGCGUGGGGUGGCUGGCGCCAGGCACCAGGCAAGAGGAUACUUGGCGGCCGGGAGAUGCUUCGCAUGUGCGGGGAGUGCGUGUUUCCUAG